AUGUAUCGCGGAGUGGUAACCAGAUCGCUUAGCGCGGUGGCUCGUAGCAGCCGUCGGAUCUCGUCCGCGGCACCCUCGAGGCGCCUCCACCAGCUUAGGAACCAGAAUCUCUUGCCAUGCGCUCCUGAGAGCACCCCGGUUUUUGGAUCGUGCGGCGGGAAAGGCUCGUUACUGGCGGGUUGCAAUCGAAGCCGUUGGAUCCACCCGUCGUUUGCGGCGCGAGGGUUUGCGACGUCGUCGACCGAUGCGGGGCUUCUGAAGGUUCUUAAAGCGGAGCUGGAGCACGAGGAGCAGGACUACGAGCCGCCCGAAGACCUGAAGGAGGGACCCCCCGCGGAGUGGACGGUGGAGGAGCAGGGCGGCACCAUCGACGCCGUGCUCAAAAGAACGUACCAGGGGGAGGCGAUAUCCGUCGUUGCGGCAUUCGCGGACGACGACGAGGCGUAUCCGGAGGAGGGCGAGGGGGAGAGCGAGGAGGAGGAGGAGGAGGAAGGGGAGGAGGGGGAGCGCCUGACGCCGCUGUCGGUGAGGGUGACCGUUGCCAAGAAGGCGGAUCAGGGGGAGCUGGAGAUCGACUGCGUGGUGGACGGCAACUCUUGGAUUAUUCAGGACGUGCGUCUGGAGGACCCUGACGUGCCUGAGGACGGCAUUCCCUAUGGCGGCCCACAGUUCUCCACGUUGGAUCCAGUGUUGCAGGAGCAGUUUGACUCGUUCCUGAGGCGGCGGGGCAUCAGUGCAGGCCUGGCAGCGUACCUGAGGCGGUACCUGGAGGACAAGGAGCAGCGCGAGUACGUGCGCUGGCUCAAACGCCUCGGGGCCUUUGUCGCGCAGAAGUGA
Messenger RNA from Closterium sp. Naga37s-1, 837 nucleotides. The record is from the annotation of a GenBank genome assembly. NCBI's taxonomy places the organism in Eukaryota, Viridiplantae, Streptophyta, Zygnematophyceae, Desmidiales, Closteriaceae.